UCAACCCUCCCGGUUAGUAAAUUUACCUCAACAUCCCCCGGAGAAGGCAGAGUAACGACACCAGCCUUUUAGCGGGGCUGACAGACUGACUACAACGCUCGCGUCGCUAAAUUAAUUUCGUUAUUAAAAAUGACACACUGCUCGCGCCAUUAACUAACGUCUGGAAGUCCGUUCUAUUUGUGAAACUCUUCUUCUGUUUCCCCAUCUGAGCUCAGAGUAGAUGAGAGAUGUAAUGUUUGUCUCUGUUGUGUUGAAGACCAAUCAAGCAGGAGAGACCAGCCUCCCCUGUACCCAGCUGUGUGUCCAUGAAGAGUGAGAAGUCUAUGAAUCAUCCUAUAGAGUUUAGAGAGGGAGACUUUUCUACUGAACAAAGAAACCAACAGGAGAGAUCAGAGUCAGAGAUUCUCAGUGGUCAGUCUUCCCAGAGUCAUCAAACAGACCUGGACUCCAUAUUCAGUUUGCUUGAACAGAAUAUUAUGACAUUUGUGAAGAACGAGCUGAAGAUGUUCAAGAGGAUUCUUAGUCCAGAACUCCCAGAAGGCUUUGAGAGUCAGAAGCAGGAUAAGGAAGUGGUGGAUGCUGAAGAUGAGAAGCAGGAGAGCAGUGCCAGAGAGGGGGCUCUGAAGAUCACACUGCACAUCCUGAGGAAAAUGAACCAGAAGGAGCUUGCUGACACACUGGAGAAAUGUAAUGAUCUCUCAAUGAUAUUGAAUGAACACU
Messenger RNA from Oncorhynchus tshawytscha (Chinook salmon), 720 nucleotides. RefSeq lists its product as uncharacterized. The annotation marks the transcript as partial. The transcript has 3 exons. The record is from RefSeq and is a predicted model, not a curated record. NCBI's taxonomy places the organism in Eukaryota, Metazoa, Chordata, Actinopteri, Salmoniformes, Salmonidae.